GGCAAUGAACUAAUGACUACAGCCCAGUAACUGUUGACUUUUACAACUAAAUGAAAUGCUGAGUUCUUUUAAAAAUUGUAAAUCUCUAGAAGGAAAAAAAACAACAAAAAAAGCAAUAAAAAACAAUAAUAUUUACUCGAUCAUAUAGAUACAGUAACCAUAUACAGAUAAAAGUAAUGUGUCCACUGCCCAUCCAUUUAUCAACAUUACUAUACAUUUUUUAAUGUGUACAUUUUUGUAUACAUUAAUGUACAUUCUAUACAUCUUAUGAAUUAGUAAAUUAACAUUUUUACGGAAAUAAAAUAUUUUAUUAUGUAAGGCUAUGGGACCCUGUUCAAUAUGUUCGAGGGAGAGGAGGACAUGGCCUAUUAAAGGUCCUGUUUCACCCACUAACACAGUGUAGGAAUUCAAAUAAUAAAAUGUUAUAUGAUUGAUGUGGAUUAAAUAUUUGAAUUAUUUCACCACUGUUUUCUGACCUCUUCUUGUGCAUUAGGUUUGGGACAAUGCGAUACGGAAGUGAACCCCGUUCACGAUCUCUCAAGAUCCACAAUGACAGUUGUGUCAGUCUUACUGUGGCAUGGCACAUAUUCAUGAAAGAACGUAUAGUAUCAAGAGAUGAAGCAGAAAAAGAAAUGCUUUUCAAUAUAGUACUUGAUGUUUAUUCAGCUGUUAACGAUGCAGGUGAAACAAGUUUUCACUGUCAAGACACAGAAGACUGCUGCAAUAAAUGUAUCAAAAAAGACAAAGAAAAACAAGAAGUGAUGGAAAUGAAUUUAGUCCCUUACAUAGGGAAGGAGGAUUACACUUUUUUUCAGGUAUUACCUAAACAAAGCACGAUUGAAGCAAAAAGUUCACAAGCAAUCACUGUUACAUUUACUCCUCCGGAUAAACAUUCAUUUGGCUCCACUUCUUUCUGUGCCUAUGUAAUAGGCUUUAUUAAACUGUCUCCCCAUGAUACUUAUUCAAAAGGUCGUUUUUAUCGGCCUCAUGGAAAAAAUCUUCCUCCAGUAUGGGCAAGCUUAAAUGCUGAAGUUGAAAUGCCUUCUCUUUCAUUAGAAACAGACUGUGAUGAUCUGGAAUUUUUUGUAGAGGCAGCAUGUGUAUUAAGUCAAUCUCAAAAACGACAUAUUGUAACCCAUAUGCUAAAUGUGAAGAAUAAUUUUAAAUCACCUAUUACUGCUUUAGUUGAUUGUCAAAAACCAUUUGUCAUAAAAGAAGUGAAUACAAUGGCACACAGACAUAUUAAAGUCAUAAGUGAUAAAAAAGAAGAUACAGUUUUCACAUUACUCCCUGAUGAAUGUGCUGAGAUACAUGUUUCAUGUGACAUAGAAGAAAAAUAUAUACUUCGUAUACAGGAAGCAUUUUGGAAUGCAACAAACAAAGGAUAUUCUAGAGAGGAACAAGAUAAUUUCUCACGGAAAAGUGCAGUAAUUGAAUGUCCUCUCCAAUUGGUUCAGCCAAAUUUAAUGGAGCAAACUAUUAAACUGAAACUCUGCAUUGAAUUUCCAAUUAUAACAGUGUCCACUCAAAAAAUUGACUUUGGACCAGUGUUUGUUGGUAAUUCAAAAUGGAUGGUAUUUGAAAUCGUUAAUCAAACAGUGUCAAAUGUUUGGUUCAAUAUAUCAAAAGUGUACCAGACUAAUGAGUUUUCGGUGAAACCAUCUAGUGGAACUCUUUCAGCUGCACCAUUAUAUGGGCGAAGUGGUCUACAAAUCAAAAUUACUUUCUCACCCACGGAGAGUAUGUCUUACAUGGAUUAUCUGAGAGUUCAGACCUGUGUACCUGGGGAUGAUCACAUUGUUGUUAUUGAGGGUGUAGGAACUGCUGACACUAAAUUUCAGAGUGAUUUUUAGAUGGAUUACAAAGUACAUACAGAACAAUGUUACAUAUUUUGUUGUUCUACUGCAGCAGCAUGCAGAGUGAAAUUAUUGUGAAGUUAUCAAAUAUUUUAAAAGGUAUCCUGUAUCAAAUACAUGAAUGUAUGUGUAAUAGUCUUUAAACUCUUUGAGUUUCUGAAUUCUUUUAUACUACAUGACAUUACAUGUGAAUAAUAUUAUAUACUUCUAACAUUGAAGCAUGCCUAAAAAAUUGAAAGUAUGGAAGACAUUUCAUUAACCCAGUGAUUGAAGUUUCAUUUUUAUUAUUAAUUAUUUAAAUUUGAUUUUUCUGGUUCCGCCAAUAGAAUC
This is a messenger RNA of Gryllus bimaculatus (two-spotted cricket), 2186 nucleotides long. The record is from the annotation of a GenBank genome assembly. Lineage: Eukaryota; Metazoa; Arthropoda; Insecta; Orthoptera; Gryllidae.